CUCCCAGCUCGCCUUUCGCCCCCAACGAUCGUGAGCAAUGCGGUUCCUUCCUCUCCUUUACUCUUCCCUGGCAGCCGUACUCUCGCUUUCGGUUGGAAAUGCUCACGCUGCGACCAUUGCAAAGCGCGCACCCGCUCAAGUUUUCCGAAAAUGCACGGUCUCGAACACAGUCGCUUUAACCUUUGAUGAUGGGCCAUUCUAUUACCUGAAUGAUCUGGUCACGAUGUUAAACCAACAGAAUGUUACAGCGACGUUCUUCGUUAACGGCAUGAACUGGGGAUGCAUCUACGACCCUCCCCUGUCUGACGCCCUCAAGUUCGCGUAUGACAGCGGCCACCAGGUUGCCUCGCACACCUGGGCGCACAGGCGCAUGACAGAGUUGAGCUGGGACGAAAUUCACGAUGAGAUGUGGCGUGUAGAGUUGGCACUGUCUAGAAUUACGGGUGCUUAUCCGGCAUUCAUGCGACCUCCCUAUGGAGAGUUCAACGACCUCGUGUUGGAAGCAUCUGCUAUUCGUGGCCAGUCAAUUGUGAUCUGGGACUUUGACUCUGAAGAUGGCCGAUCGGCUUCCGUUGAACGCCAGAAGCAACUCUAUGAUGAAGCUGCAGCUGCUCGACCUGAUUCGAUUCUUUCUCUGCAGCACGAAGUUCAUGCGACAAGCGUUUACGAAACCCUUCCGUACGCGAUCCAGACGCUCAGGGCUGCCGGCUACCGCUUCGUUAGUGUCGCCGAAUGCCUGGGUGGACUUCCUCCUUACCAGUGGGUCGGAGCUCCUGGAGUUCGCGAUUCGAGCUGGACGUGUUAGAUCCUUACACCAACAUCAUCACCAGCAUCACGCGUUCAAAGCAUCCGAGGGUGAACGUUGCUUUGGAUCAACCCGGAAGGUUAAAACCACAGGAAGGGACAGGGAAUGGACUAACAUCUGAUACUCAACUUACUUCGUGAACUGACUAAUUAGUUACCUGCACACUCUCGUUUAGAUCGGACAAUUAGUAGCGGUAUACUUCGUUACCUUUCGCUCAUUUAAUUCAAGGACAAUAUAGCUAUUCAUUUAUCACCUG
Coprinopsis cinerea okayama7#130 is the source of this 1061-nucleotide messenger RNA. RefSeq lists its product as hypothetical. NCBI's taxonomy places the organism in Eukaryota, Fungi, Basidiomycota, Agaricomycetes, Agaricales, Psathyrellaceae. The transcript is spliced from 11 exons. The record is from RefSeq and is a predicted model, not a curated record. Gene Ontology annotation, biological process: carbohydrate metabolic process. Gene Ontology annotation, molecular function: hydrolase activity, acting on carbon-nitrogen (but not peptide) bonds. Bases 38 to 805 code for a protein of 255 amino acids.